CGGCGGGGAGGCGGCUCCGAGGCCCCGCGAGCGAUGGCGCUGAGUCCGGCCGCCGCCGCCGCCCUCCUCAGCAGCUCGUGGCGGUGUGUCGGUGAGCGGUUGGGCUGCGCGCUGCGCCUGGCGGCCGCCCGCGCCGGCACCGAGCAGCCGGGCUCGGGGGAGAGCGGCGAGGCCGAGGCCGAGGCCUGGGGACGUUCAGAACUAGUCACUUUGGAACAGCCUCAAGACAGCAGUGUGGAAAAUGCAUGUGUGCUAUAUCUGCAAUGUUCUCCUCAGCAGCCAGCUGACAUAGUUUUCCUAGAGUUGGUGAGUGAAGCAAAAACUAUGGAGGUAUACACAGAACAAGAGUAUUGUGGAACAGCUCGAGGACAGAGAGUAGAUAAUCUACAGACGGACAGUGCUGAUGACGAUAUCCUAUUGUAUAAGAAAUAUUUCAAGUUGGAAUAUCCUGUCUCAUCUUGCGAAUUAAAGCUACUGUCAUUGGGUGGAAAGGAGAAAGUGCGAAUUGGUAAAAUAUUGCUGGGAGUGAAGCCAGCUUCAGUGAAGAUCUCGAGGGACUUUCCUCCGUUAGGAAAGAGUAUCAAUUUGGAACGAGUGCAAACAAUGAUGGAUUCAAUGGGAACAAAACUGUCACCUGGGGCUCAGCACCUCAUGAACAUGGUUCAGUUCCAGCAGAAGCAGAACCAGAUAGCAAUUGGAGGAUUAUUCCAGGGCAUUUUUGGAGGUGGAGCCUUAACACCAGUUGGAAAUGUAACUAAUUCACUUCGGAUGACCGAUGCACUUACAGAUGUGGCACCUUCCCAUGUCUCUGGCAAAGGAAACGCGGUGUUAAUACCAAAAAGCGAACAACCAAAGGAACCUAAAGGGAUAGUAAAGUGUGACAAUGAACCUAUUCAAAUAUAUGAGGGUAGUUCUCCAUCUUCUGAAACAAAUAGCAUUAACGAAACAUCCUGUGUUUCUGAAGACAGUGUGAAAGAUACAGAACCGAUAUUAAAUGGAGGAGACCUGAAAGGACUUGUGUCCACUUUUCUAUGCAAACAAGUCAAUGGGCAGCAAAAUGCUUUCAGUUCCGAAAUGCUUCCUUUUCUUCAGAACCUUUGUGGCCAGGUGAAUGAGCUUCGCCUCGAAGAGAAAGUCAAACGUACCAAAAAUACCACUCCAGCGACCGAGAAUGAGGGAAUGUCUGACAGGCAAAAUCAGCAGCCUUUUUGUUCAGCAUUGGAAAAGCACAUUAUUGAACACAUGGAGUCUAUGGAAAAGAGACUGAAGGAUUAUAUAGAUCAUCGAAUAAAUACAAUGCAAGCAGAUCUCGAUGCAAAGUUUGUUUCACUCACAGACCUGCUUCAGAGCCCUCCUCUGAAGAGAACUGCAACAAAAAACUAUGAACUGGUUAACAAUUUAACAAAUGGGGAACUUUAGUUUGUUCUUUUCUACAUCAGGAAUAGAUCGAAUGAAACUGGCUGGUUUCAACAGGCUGUAAAUGCAGUAUCUAAUACAGUAUAAAUAAGCACCACUGAAGAAAAAAAAUGUGGUGUAACAGUUAUAAUUUAUCUCUUGUAACUCAUUAUUUUUGCAAUUAAGUUGUGGUAUUUUUCUGUAUUAAUAUAUUUUGUAACCGUUAAUGUGCUAGAAGCUAGAUAUAACAUUGUAAAUUUGGGGGGACAAUUAUUUGAAUGUUAUUGGUUGGUAUUUUCCCAUAUUUCACGAAUGGGUACUGUUUGGCACUGAGGAUUCAGUGCUAGGAAUAGGGUCCGAAAUUCACUCUUUGAUCACAUUAAAAUUCCUUCCUUGAGUAUUCUGGAUUGAAAUGUAAAAGUCCAAAGUCAGAAUUUCUUGGCAUAUUUUUCAAAAGCACACACAAAAAACUUUAAAAAAAAGACUAUUGUCCAUGGACCUGUCAAUUUGGUUAAUUGUUAGAAUUCUGGUUAGCAGUUAGAGUAACUAAAACUUGGAAAUCUACACCCUGUUUUACAGUCAGUAUCGUAUGUCAUCUGCACCAGUGUAAUAGUAUAACCCGAUUAGAUGUGGUUUAAAAACCUCAUCUGUACAGAGCUCAAUAACAGUGUUAAAACACUGACGUUCCAAACAGAAACGGUAAUUAUCUUUGAAAAAUUAUUUAUGAGGCACUUCUCUGCUUUCUCUCCCCUGCUCCACAAAUGGUUCUAUUUAACUGUGCUGCCAAGAACAAUAUUUUACAUUCUGGUGUAUGUAUAAUUCCAUUUAAUGCUCAUUGCGAAGAAAUUCUGCUCACUUGCAAGUGGUUAUUUAGUGGGCAUUUAUACAAUUACGCUGUCAGAACUUGACGGGAGUUGGUAGAUUGAAUUUGAUAUACGUAAACCAAAUAUGAUGAGUCAUCCUGCAAAAUUGGUUACAUUUAUUAAGUUAAUACAUUUUAAAGUGUUGUUUCACAUACUUGUUCACAUACUGCAUUUAGAAGGGUAAUUGCAAGUCAUGUGAACUGCAUAGAACUACAAUAUGAUUGUAUUUAGCUUGUGGAAGCAAACAAAAUUAUAUGAAAGUGCAUAAAUUUGGGUGGAAUAUUUUUGUCUUAAGUUAUUAUGAUCUUUUGUUCAUUGUUUAUAUAAUUUUGUUUGUUUUGGGUGUGGUACUGGAGGUAUACCAGCAACAUACGUCACUGUAUUGAAAACAACAUUAUUUAAGGGUAUGAUUCAUCAAUGAAAUAUAAUAUGAAUGGCAAACUUUGACUGUUAAAGUAUAAGCCAGUACUUAUGAAAUGAACACAAGCUGCAUUGCGUUUUGAUAUGUGAUUGUACUGCGAGAGGUUUAAAUAUUGUACUGUGAGAGAUUUCAUCCUUCCAUUUACCCAAUAUAAUUUAUUGAAAAGAUUUAUUAAAGAAGUAUGAUUGCUUU
This is a messenger RNA of Callorhinchus milii (elephant shark), 2871 nucleotides long. RefSeq names its product chromosome unknown C10orf88 homolog (gene cunh10orf88). The record is from RefSeq and is a predicted model, not a curated record. NCBI's taxonomy places the organism in Eukaryota, Metazoa, Chordata, Chondrichthyes, Chimaeriformes, Callorhinchidae. The coding region runs from base 34 to 1419 and encodes 461 amino acids. The transcript is spliced from 6 exons.